Molecule: messenger RNA, 960 nt
Organism: Necator americanus (New World hookworm)
Lineage: Eukaryota; Metazoa; Nematoda; Chromadorea; Rhabditida; Ancylostomatidae
Exons: 11
Coding region: 1-960 (319 amino acids)
Source: RefSeq, a predicted model, not a curated record
AUGGACAAUAAGGCACGUACAGUAACAACUCGGAAGAUGCAAAUCCGAAUCGGUAUUAUUUUGGUGGCUUUCAUCAUUGUCUCUUCUUCAGCAGCUGAGGAUGCAGCGGUUGCGGCUGUUGCGGCACCGUCGAGUUGUGCCUGCAAGGUGUGUCCUAAAGGUCAAGUAUGUGAAAUGGCCUAUAGGAUCGGUUGCGUCUCUGGACAAUCUCCAUGCGAACAAUUUCCCGUUUGUGUACCUAGUGACAGAUCAUGUGCUGCCACAAAGUGCGACAGCGGCCAGAAAUGUUUCUUGCGAGAGGUUGUCUGCAUCACGGCUCCAUGCUAUCCUGUACCGUCUUGCGAAUAUCAGUGCCCAGAAAACGAGGAAUGGCGAGAAUGUCCAAGUAACUGCGAACCGUCAUGCUCGAAUCAAAGUCCGAUCUGCAAUCUCGCCUGCCUUCUAAAGCCGCAAUGUCAGUGCAAAUUUGGAUUCUACAGAGGUCCCGAUGGAAAAUGUGUUCCUAGUAACCAGUGCAAAGCCGACGCAACAUGUGCUACCACUAGUUGCGAUGAGUGCAAGAAAUACACAGAUGAUUGUGUUUGCGAAAUGGUGAAACCGCAAGGUUGUGUGGAUGGAAAACCAUGCACGCUUUUUCCUCGAUGCAUUCCACGAAAGCAGUCAUGCUCAGCAUCACCUUGUCCUCCUGGUCAGAGAUGUGAAUUGCGUGAAGUCGUUUGUGUAAAGGCACCAUGCUGGCCUGUAAGAGAAUGUAAUCCAUUCAAUUGUCCACCGAAUGAGGAAUGGAGGGAUUGUGCAGCAUUCUGUGAGCCCAGCUGUACGUCUCCAGCACCUUUAUGUCCAGAUGUUUGUAAGCCAGGACGAUGUCAAUGUAAGAAUACCUUCUAUCGCCGUAAUAACAUGUGCGUACCCUACGUACCCGGAUGUAAUGGUGUCACCAUACCUGGACCUGGCGGAUAA